CGGUUUCCCGAGUCGCCGAACCCUCCCAAAACCCUCGUCCAUGGCUUCCUCUCCGAUCUCCUCCGCCGAAACCCUAGCUCCCUCCCCGCCGGAAACCGAGCCCGAUCCGACGAAACCCGCCGUCGAUGCGGAAGGUGAUGGCGGAGAAGAUGGCAAGAAGAAGGAGGAGAAGGAGGAGGAGGAGGAAGAAGAAGAGGAGGAGUGCGGGUUCUGCAUCUACAUGAAGGGCGGAGGUUGCAAAGAGAGUUUCGUAGCGUGGGAGAAGUGCGUCGAAGAUGCCGAGAAGAGUGGAGAGGAUGUGGUGGAGAAGUGCUUCCAGGUGACGUCGUUGCUGAAGAAAUGCAUGGACGAGCACGCGGAUUACUACGAACCCGUCCUCAAGGCUGAGCAGGCAAUGGCGGAUGCCGUCGCCGCUGAGAUCCAGGAGUCUUCUUAAGAGCUUUCUGAGCCUCAGAAGUCUUCUCCAGAGCCUUCUGAGCCUCAGAAAUCUUCUCCAGAGCCUUCUGAGCCUCAGAAAUCUUCGGAACCAGAGAAUUAGAAAGGUCUCCUACAUUUCUUUCUCUCUUCAUACGUUUUGAGAAAUUCAAAUUGUGAUCUUUUGAUGAUUUUUGGAAUAAUUUAGGCUAUUUAUGAGCUCCAGUUAAUGAUUGACUUUGGGGGUUGAAUUCUCCCCAAAAACUCAAUUUUUGAAUUGAUACAUGUGUCCUUAAAAGUUUGAUAUUCUCUA
Messenger RNA from Dioscorea cayenensis subsp. rotundata (Guinea yam), 727 nucleotides. RefSeq lists its product as uncharacterized. The coding region runs from base 41 to 436 and encodes 131 amino acids. The record is from RefSeq and is a predicted model, not a curated record. The transcript has a single exon. NCBI's taxonomy places the organism in Eukaryota, Viridiplantae, Streptophyta, Magnoliopsida, Dioscoreales, Dioscoreaceae.